AUGACAAUCUUGGAGACAGAUGCGCUGAUCGUCGGAGCGGGGUUCUCGGGCAUCUACCUUCUACAUCGACUCCGCGACCAACUGCACCUCAAUGUGAAAAUUGUUGAAGCGGGGUCGGAUGUGGGCGGGACCUGGCACGCCAACGUGUACCCUGGCGCCAGAGUGGAUGUUCCUUCGCCUAUCUACUCCUUCAAUAUCGAGGAGACUUGGAAGGAUUGGAGCUGGUCUGAAGCGUACCCGGGGCAAAAAGAGCUCCAGGCUUACUUCCAACAUGUCGACAAAGCGUUGUCCGUGGGAAAAGACACUUUUUUCAACUCACGUGUAAACUCCGCCCGGUUUGAUACCACUACUGCUCGCUGGACUGUCAAGACAGAGGACGGCAAAACUUUCGUCGCCAAGUACUUCCUUCCUGCCGUGGGCUUUGCCUCGCAGAAUUAUCUACCGACCUGGAAGGGAUAUGAAUCUUAUCAGGGUAGCAUCAACCACACUGCUCACUGGCCCCGUAAUGGGGUCGACGUACGAGGCAAGCGAGUCGCUAUUAUCGGCACUGGCGCAACUGGUGUACAAGUCACGCAGGAGUGGGCCAAAGAAGCCGCUGAAACAUUCGUUUUCCAACGCACGCCUAACUAUGCUUUGCCCAUGAACAAUAAGACUCUAGAUCCGGCUAGUCAAAAGCAGAUGCAGAAAGAUACCAGUGACCUGAUCGCCCACGCCACGAGCACAACGGGUGGUAUGCACUUUCACAGCACGACAAAGGCACUGGCAGACUGGGAGAACUUGGACGACGCCGCGAAACACGUGAAUCAAAUGUAUGAUGAAGGUGGCUUCAAGUUUUGGAGUGCCAGUCUUGCCGACAUCACCAUCAACGAAGACGCCAACAAGUUCGCUUAUGAUAUCUGGGCGAAGAGAGUUCGCGAAAGAGUCCAUGAUCCGGUGAAGGCUGAAUUAUUGGCACCAUUAGAGGCCCCACACCCAUGGGGUACGAAACGCCCAUCAUUGGAACAGGAUUAUUACGAACAGUUCAAUAAGCCGAACGUCCACAUUGUGAACACCAAGGAGCACCCAAUUGUCGAGUUUACUCCCAAGGGGAUCAUGACCGAUGAUGGGAAGAUUUACGAAGUAGAUGCUAUUGCUGUGGCUACGGGCUUUGACGCAAGUACGGGAAGCUUGUCCAGGACAGGUAUUCACGAUCUAGAUGGUGUUGACCUGGGGACUCGUUGGAAAGAUGGAAUUAUCAGUCUCCACGGAAUGACUGUCCCAGGGUUCCCAAACAUGUUCCUGCCUUACUCUAUCCAGUCUCCAACCCCAUUCACCAACGGGCCUGUUUUCAUCCAAUUCCAGACCGACUGGAUCCGAAGUAUGAUUGAGAAAAUGGAGAAGACUGGCAUUCGUUACAUUGACCCUCAACUUAAGGCUGCGCAGGAAUGGCGGGCAGAGGUACAGGCAAUUGCCAACAUGACGCUGUUCCCUAAGGCCAAGUCCUGGUACCAGGGUGCUAACAUACCCGGAAAACCCGUCGAGCAGAUGUACUAUCUUGCAGGAAUGCGGAUGUAUUUCGAGAGAUGUGAAGCAGCUCGUGACGAGAAGUUCGCAGAGUCGUUUGUCAGUGCUUAG
This is a messenger RNA of Penicillium waksmanii, 1614 nucleotides long. RefSeq names its product flavin-containing monooxygenase. The coding region runs from base 1 to 1614 and encodes 537 amino acids. The record is from RefSeq and is a predicted model, not a curated record. NCBI's taxonomy places the organism in Eukaryota, Fungi, Ascomycota, Eurotiomycetes, Eurotiales, Aspergillaceae. The transcript has a single exon. Gene Ontology annotation, molecular function: oxidoreductase activity.